CUUCUAGCAUCUGUAGACCUACUCCUUAAAGAAAUGAACGUCGAUCCCGAUUCGAUUCCCAUUUCUGACGAUUACAUUCCAGCACAAGAGUCAUUUUCCGCGGUAGAUUCACCCACCAAACCACUUAACUUCCCUCGUUCGCUGCUGAAACCAUUAGGAAUGACCAGAGAGAAGGAGUUCAACUCCAGCUCCGAUACGUGUGCCAGCGAGAGCGAUGUCCAGAUUUCAAAUGUCGAAGAAAUCGUCGCUCAAGUUGAGCCUGAGCCCACAGCCAAACCAAGCGAUAACUCUUUCAUGAGAAAUUUCGACUUGGACGACUCAGAAGAUGCCGCAAACACAAUAGCUCACCCCAGCCACGAAGCUGACGAGUUUUCAUUUGCUACUCCCAUGACUUCAACCAUAGAUUUGAAUAAUCCUCAUGCUAUAAAUCAGACAGUACCGAACUCUUCUACCUAUAUCAACACUUCACCUUCUAGAUCAAUAAUGAAGAAAACACCUGCAAAUUCGCCUAGGAAAUCAGUUGUCUUCUCAAACUCCAACCCGGAAAUACAUCACUAUCCUGAAGGUCUAGAAAGUACUGAAAGCGUGUCUUCCUCCAACGAAGAAGCUCAUAGUAAAUCUGUAAUUGUGACGUCUAUUCCUCACGAAUGGAGCGAGUUGAAUAACAACAGCAACGGAAAAUCGAUUUCUUCAGACGAGGAAGAUGGAUCAAUAGCUCCAGCUCCUCCUCCUCAUAGUUCCAAGUCUUUUGAAGUGUUGUUAAAGAAUAAUGCAGCAAACAACGAAGAUGAAGCUAUCGAUUCCCAAACUUUGAAGGACUACAAGUUGAAACACGACGGAUACAGCAACCUCUCCUUAAACGAGAAGUUGGACCUUUUCCUCUCUGAGAAGAACAACGACCCAUUCAAUGGCUCAAAACCAUAUAACGACCUUGAUGAACAUUUGAACAACCUCCACAACGCCGCUCAGUACAAAGCAGCUUCCAAUAUCCACGACUUAUCCGAGUCUAUCCAGAUUCCUAAACUUAACGACUACGACAAUCCUUUGGACUCCUUAGUCAAAUCUUCAGAUGUUCAAUUGAGAUCAUCUGGUUCUUCCCAAUCCUCAUUACCUUCGUUGAGAGACUACAACAGGACAUUAGAUUCUAUCAACAACCAAGUAGGUGGCAAGAGUUUGGAAGUCAAUGAUGGUAUCAAGGGUCUUUCAGACGAUUUGGUAGAGUCUUUGAUUCCGGAAAAUGAAGACAGAAAAGUAGAGGCCGAAAAUGAUGCAUUGACAAUGAAACUGACGUCUACUUCAAGCAAUCGAGAGAUCAACCAAAGGCAAGAAGAACCUUCUUUUGAUAGCUCUUAUAAUAAUAACACUGAGAAGUCGAUCAUGAACUUGUUGAUCAGCGCUUCUUCAGACCAUUUGUCAAAGGCAGUGGAAGAGUCUAACCAAGUCGGCAAUCAAGAAACUAUUGGAAAAGAGGUUGUUUCCAAUGGGGGUCCAAAGACUGUUUCAGUUGAGGAUGUGUCUGUCAAACAAGAAAACCAAGCAAUUCCAAAGGAAAUUAGCGUCAAGAAAGAACAAGAUGACGUACAAGAUUUGGUCUCAAUCAAAAGUGAAAACAAGGACUUUGUCAAGAAAGAAGGCGAUGAAUUUACUAACGAGCUAUCUGAUUCAAAGUUGGAAUCUGUCUCUGAAAUUUUAAGAGCUUCACCUGUUCGAUUGGUGAAAACCGAAUCUCCAGUCCAAGAUGAAGACAAUAUUGUUGCCAAACAAGAAAUUUCAGCUGUUGAGGAACAGAAGAAGAACCCUGACAAAGUUGAAGAUGAAUCAUUCUUGCCAGAAACAGGAAAUGAAUCCAAGAUGUCUUUACGUUUCAAUUACGACAGUGAUUGGAAAUUGGAAGACAGUCAUGAUGGCGACAGAGAGGAUAAUGAAGACUAUACCAAUAACGACUUGACAGCUCCAAGCAUAGCAGUCGGAAAGAAGUCUAUUGAUUUUGAACGUCUCAUGACUGAAAAGAGACUUUCUGUGAAUUUAUCACCCAAUGAAUCAGACAAUGAAAACUUUAUCGAUGCUUCCGAAGAAUUACAGAUGAGAACUUUGGCACCUCCAAGAGAAGAAACGAAGAAACCAGAAGAAGCGAAAGAAGUCGAAGAAACAAAACCAGAAGAAAACAGUGAUGAAAAUGAUGACAAAGACAAUGUUUUGGCGAAUUCUUCCAAUAUCGCUCCACCAGGCGAAAUAACACUCCCAGUUGUAGAAACCAACAAUUACUCUUCUUUUGACGAAAUCACCAAGAGAAUGGACGAGGAUUCGUUCGAAGAGCUGCUUUCCGCUGAACAUGAAGCUGAUCCUAAACCCAACGACUUCAUAUCUAUCUGGCAUUCCCAACUGAUGCAAAAAAGAGAGCAUAAAUCGCCUGACUAUCUGUCGACUUUAAACACAGAGACGUUGGUUCAAAGGGUUCCACAAGCUGACACUCUUGAAAGAGGCAAGAUUCCAGCUUCAUUACAACCCAAGAAGUUUAAGGAAGUCAAUGUGAUGUCCAGAAGGGUGGUUAGUCCAGACAUGGAAGAUCUUCACAUUUCUGGCUUUUUGCCAGAAUUAUCACAAGAUUCUGGUUUUGAAGAACAUUUCAGAUUUUUGAACAACACUGGUAACACUUCUCGUCAUGCUAGUAAGAACUUUACACCUUUGAGUACUGAGAAUGUUUUGAAUAACAUUGAUUCAGAUCCAAGGGUGUUGGAACCUCCAAAACCUGUGGUCUCGAUUGACCGUAGAGGAAUUACCACUUCAAACCACAUCAAUUUGGUUCCACAGAAGGUUAAACCAGUUAAGGCAACUAAAGCAAAAUCACAAUUCAAAGUUCCAUCUUUUGAGAUAAAGAGAUCGUCUUCAGUUCUUUCUCCAAGAGAUACAUACAACGAUAUCUUUGACGAUGUGAUAAAACAACCUCCGACCAUUAAGGCUAAUGGGAUGAAAACGUUACCAAGUAUGGACAGAGACGAUGUGAAGAAAAUAUUAAGCACCAAGAGAGUCAUUACUCAGGAAGAGUAUACCACGGUUAAGUAUGUAGGUAGAAAUCCCCAGAAGAACUCUAUUGUCAAUGAGCCGGAUGCGAAGUACGAUGAGUUACAACAACAAGCAUCUAUCUGCAAUGUUACAGCAGACUCUAGUCCUAUGCAAAAGACCAAUUCCGAAAGAGACAGCAUCUUGCCCCACUUGGCUGACGAGUUGAUGAAGGCUCCAACGGCAUUAUUGUCAAGAGACCAAUUCUUCAAAGACAGUGGAGCUAGUGAUUUCGAGAAUAAGGCUAAGAGAAUUUCAAUUGAAUCUUCUCGUGCUGGCUCAGUUGUCCACCACUCUCCUCCUGAUGAAUUUAAAUUAUUUGAUCAUGAUUUUGAGAUCAUUCAUACUCCACAGAGUACCACCAUGGUUGUUCCCAAUCUUCCUGAUUCUUCUGUGUUGGAGCCGAUUCCAAUGUCUCCCGAGAAGUAUCAAGAGCCAGUUUCUCCAACUAAGAAACAUCCGCCUAUCAAGAUUGGUUCUCCAGUAAAGUUGCUUAGAGAUGGACAGUCUGUGACUGGAAUUGAAGUUGAGUCAAUCAAAAAGACUCAUAGCUCACGUCCUUCGUUCAACGGCGACGAGCUUUUGAACGGCAAAUUGAGAGAUUCUCUUCCAAAUGAUAAUCUCAAACUGUUUGGUGCGGUAGAACAAGAACUUAAUGCUGUUUCAACUUCUGAUCCUUCGGUAUACGCCAAUGGCACGACAGACGUAUCAACUAUCCUCCGUCUUAACCCUGGACUUGAGUUUGACACCCAGGUAGGAUCCAGCAAGGAUAUGGAGCAUGGUCCUGUACCAUUACAGGAAAGAGGUAGGUUAUUUUUGAGAGUUGUAGGUUUCAAAAAUAUCGAAUUGCCUGACCUCAAAAACCAUGAUGCCAAGUUCUCGUUGACGCUAGAUAAUGGUGUCCAUUGCAUCAGAACUCCUAGCUACGACUUGGAUAAGCGCAACAUCUUGAUUGGCAAGGAGUUCGAAUUGACCGUAGGCGAUUCUUUGGAGUUCAUCUUGACCAUGAAAGCUACUUAUGAGAAGCCAAGAGGCAAGAUAAUGGAAGUCAAGGAAACUAAGGUGGUCAAGCCCAAGAAUAGAUUGAGUAGAAUGUUUGGUCAGAAGGAAAUCAUCACCACGACAAAGUUUGUAACAGUUGACGCGAAGGAUUCGUGGCAGAAUAAAUUUGCCCAAGACGGAUCUUUUGCCAGAUGCUAUGUUGACUUGGAUCAGUACGAAGACAAGAUUACUGGUAGAGCUCAAAGUUUUGACAUCACUUGUUUCAAUGAAUGGGAAACUACUAGCGAUGGUGGCAAGGAACCUGUCAGAUGCCAACCAUAUAGAAUUGGACAACUUGAGGUCAAGAUGUUGUUCAUUCCACGCGCUGAUGCUCACGAAGUCUUGCCUACCAGUAUCAGAUCAGCAUAUCAGAGCAUCAACGAGUUGAAGAAGGAACUUGGUUUCAAGAAGGAAGGGUACAUGCACCAGGAAGGUGGAGACUGUGAAGUCUGGAAAAAGAGGUUUUUCAAGUUAGAUGGAACGUCGUUGAUCGCGCACAGCGAGUUCUCGCUCAAGACCAGAGCCAAAAUCAACUUGGCUAAAGUUGUAGAAGUGAUUUAUGUGGAUAAAGAGAACAUCAACAGAUCCAAUGGCAACUACCGAAACUUCAGUGAUGUUUUGUUAGUAGAGCAUGCGUUUAAGAUCAGAUUCGCUAAUGGCGAGUUGAUCGACUUUGGUGCUCCCAACAGGGAAGAGAAGCUUGAAUGGAUUUCACUUUUGGAAAAGAUCAUCUACAGAAACAAAUUCAGAAGACAGCAAUGGGUGAAGUUGAUGGUCGCUGAGAAUAGUCAGCAAUCCCGUCCCGUGUCGCUUGUUCGUUAA
Scheffersomyces stipitis CBS 6054 is the source of this 4923-nucleotide messenger RNA. It is a transcript of the gene INT1, whose product is annotated as Int1p. Gene Ontology annotation, molecular function: GTP binding. The record is from RefSeq and is a predicted model, not a curated record. The annotation marks the transcript as partial. Gene Ontology annotation, biological process: protein localization to bud neck; axial cellular bud site selection. Gene Ontology annotation, cellular component: cellular bud neck contractile ring. The transcript has a single exon. NCBI's taxonomy places the organism in Eukaryota, Fungi, Ascomycota, Pichiomycetes, Serinales, Debaryomycetaceae.